AUGAUGGAUACCGUGGUCCAGCAGCAGACUUCGAUGCAGCGGACUCUGGAUACACUAGUGGACUUAGUGGGCUCGUGGGUGACGGUUCACCCGUCUCAGUCUGGUCCAUCCACCGCCCCUGUUCCCCCUGCUGAGGAUGCCCCUAAUCCUAACUCUACGGCGGUUCCUGCUCCGGCUACUACGUUCGCUCCAGCUGCUAAUCCUGAUCCCACUCCUCCUGGAGACGAGCUUAUCAAUGGUAUAGUGAUAAAUGUGGAUACAAGUGAAAUUGAUGAUGAGGAGGAGGAGAAUGAUGACGAUGACGACAAUGAUGAGGACGAGGAUGAGGAUGAGGAUGACAAUGAGGACUCUGAUUUUGAUGAUGGGUAA
Zingiber officinale is the source of this 369-nucleotide messenger RNA. Its product is annotated as trigger factor-like. The transcript is spliced from 2 exons. The coding region runs from base 1 to 369 and encodes 122 amino acids. NCBI's taxonomy places the organism in Eukaryota, Viridiplantae, Streptophyta, Magnoliopsida, Zingiberales, Zingiberaceae. The record is from RefSeq and is a predicted model, not a curated record.